Messenger RNA from Callithrix jacchus (white-tufted-ear marmoset), 1099 nucleotides. Lineage: Eukaryota; Metazoa; Chordata; Mammalia; Primates; Cebidae. The record is from RefSeq and is a predicted model, not a curated record.
CCUCCUUGCUUCUGGGGUCUUGGCCUUGCUCCUGCUGUGUGGGAAAAGAAUCUAGGCCCUUCCACGCAUGUAUGGGUGUGGGUGCCCUGAAGUUCUUGUGGUUCUGUGCUAGGUCUCUGGGAGGGGGCAUGAACUGGAGCCAUGGAUGGGACUGCCAGCACCCGCAGGAUCACCUUCGAGGCAGAUGAGAAUGAGAACAUCACCGUGGUGAAGGACAUCCGGGUUUUGAAAAAUGUGAUUGAUGGAAUGAAGAAAUCCUCUCCAUCUGGCUCGAAGUCUCAGCAGUAUUCUGGUGCUUAUGGUGCCUCAGUUUCUGAUGAAGAAUGGAAAAGAAGAGUAGCUGAGGAGCUGGCAUUGGAGCAAGCCAAGAAAGUGUCCGAAGAUCAGAAACGACUAAAGCAAGCCAAAGAGCUGGACCAAGAGAGGGUUGCUGCCAAUGAGCAGUUAACCAGAGCCAUCCUUCGGGAGAGGGUAUCAAGCGAGGAGGAACGCACUAAGGCAAAGCACCUGGCUAGGCAGCUGGAAGAGAAAGACCAAGUACUCAAGAAGCAGGAUGCGUUCUACAAAGAGCAGCUGGCUAGACUGAGGGAGAGGAGCUCCGAGUUCUACAAAGUCACCACUGAACCUUAUCAGAAAGCUGCUGAAGAGGUGGAAGCAAAGUUCAAGCGAUAUGAGUCUCAUCCAGUCUGUGCUGAUCUGCAGGCCAAAAUUCUUCAGUGUUACUGUGAGAACACCCACCAGACCCCCAAAUGCUCCGCUCUGGCCAGCCAGUAUAGGCACUGUGUCAAUCAUGCCAAGCGAGCAUGCUUGAGAAGGAAGGAUCAAAACUUGGAACAAGCAAAACACUGUCAACAUUAAUUCCAGAGAUGGAACAUUUUUUUUUUGUCCUAGUAAGAAAACAGCCCCUUUGAAGAGAAGACCACUAAUGAGAAGACCACUAAAGAGAGACACCAGAGAAUGGAUUCAACAGAAUCAUACUGCGUUUUGAACAGCAGCACUUUGAAGGGCCAAAGCCUUGACCAGGGAUCAGUCAUUAAAGAACACCCUUCAGUAGUAGUAAACCCUCUUAUGAUGAUUGAAAGAGAAGGGCAGCCUGCUC